AUGUCUAUAAACUGGGUGAUGCUCCAUGAAACGGACGGUUUCGUGCGUCUACCAAACGAGCGGGUCAUAUAUACAUCACCCCCGCGCACCAGCCUCAGCCUUCGAAACCUCAAUCCACGCCCAGACGACGAAUCGUUGGCGAUACAAAGCAGCACCGGUCGUGUUCAUCUCACGAAUCAACGGAUCGUUUACCUCCCGUCGUCUCCCACUCCUGAGUUUCAAUCAUUCUCUGCUCCGCUCUUAAACAUCCACGACACUCAUGUGUCAGCCCCUUUCUUCGGGCCGAAUGUAUGGACCUCUGUGAUUCAGCCAGUGGUUGGCGGUGGCAUCCCACCAUCAAACAUAGCCGUUCAAUUGAAAAUGACAUUCAAGGAUGGUGGCGCCUUCGAUUUUCAUUCUGCCUUUGAAAGAAUAAAAGAACGAUUGCAGCAAGUCGUUGAGCAGGCUCGGGAAACCGGAUUGAUUUCCGGAGAUAGUCGACCCCAACGUGCCGGCAACUAUAACGGAGUCGAUUUUGCCGACGUUCAUCUCGAGGAACUACCUGCCUACGCACCCCCCAAGCCACAAUCCGCUGCGCAAUCAAACCCUGAGACCGCCGAACCAUUAAUGGCAAGUUCUAGAGAAGAAUUUGAACCGCCGGCCGAGCCUCCGCCGGGCUACGAAGAAGCUCAGCAGCAGGGCGUGGCGAAUGAAUUUGAGGAUCGCCUUCGUCGAGCUCAAUGA
Molecule: messenger RNA, 723 nt
Organism: Uncinocarpus reesii 1704
Lineage: Eukaryota; Fungi; Ascomycota; Eurotiomycetes; Onygenales; Onygenaceae
Exons: 3
Coding region: 1-723 (240 amino acids)
Biological process (GO): positive regulation of DNA-templated transcription
Cellular component (GO): nucleus
Molecular function (GO): transcription coactivator activity; chromatin DNA binding
Source: RefSeq, a predicted model, not a curated record